UGGUAACCUAGCAUCGAGUGAUUCUGAUGAAUUCAGAGAACUGGAGCUAGAGAGCUGCGUCGCCACCUCGCCGGCUAGCUGAUGCGGAGCUAUGUGCCGGUGGCUGGUGGGCCGUCCGGGCGUCUGACCGUGGGAGGCACGGCUGUGUGUGGUGCCCUGAUAGCUGGCGGCCAGCGCCGUGUUAGCCAACAGCUGAUUUAUGCUGAUUGCUGCGCUUUGAGGGAAUGGAGUCAAUGUCAAGUAUUGCUCCGAGUGCCGGAUCAACUACAGUGAUGGGACUUGAUGAUGCGAACAACUUCUCCAUGGUCCAAACUGGACAUAACAUACAUGUUGAAGAUCGUUACAACACAUCAAAGAGAGCCAGCAGCCUUCCCGUGGGUGGGUCAACUUACGAGCCUGAGCGUGAUGAUAGCCUGCAACCCUCAAUUGGAAUGCAAUUUGAUAGCUGGGAGGCAGGUUUGGCAUUCUAUAGAAUGUAUGCUCACGAGGUUGGCUUCUCUGUGCGCAUUUGGACACAACAUAAAGGAGAGGGUGGUGUAAUAGUUUGGAAGAAGUUUGUGUGUGCAAGACAAGGUUGGAGGAAGGAAAAGUCGGUGGAUAUAGGUCAAGUUACUCAAGAAAUGCAAAGAAAAAAGGCUAAAAGAAAUAUCAAGAUAAGCAGAUGCGGUUGUGAGGCUAUGAUGGGAUUGAAGAGGCAAAUUGACAACAAGUAUGAGGUCGUCCAGUUUGUUGAAUCACAUACACACCAACUUGUCUCACCAAAUAAGAGGCAUCUCAUCAGGUCAAAUGGAGAGGUAACUACUGAUUUGAGAAACAAGCUAUUUACAUGCAGUAAGGCAUUGCUUGGCACAUCAAAAACUUUUCGCUUGCUUAGCAUAGAGAAGGGUGGGCAAGGAAACAUUGGUUGCACAAAACGUGACUUACAAAACUGUCAACGUGAUUUCAAAGCAGCGAUUAAGGGAGCAGAUGGACAACUUAUAGUAGAUAUAAUGGAAAAUAAAAAGAAGGCCAAUCCGGCGUUCUACUUUGAUUACCAGGUAGAUGAGAACAAUAAGUUGACCAAUAUUUUCUAGGCAGAUAGUAUAUGUAGAAAGAACUAUUCAUUGUUUGGUGAUGUUGGGUCAUUCGACUCUACAUAUCGAUUCAACAAGUAUGACUUGGUAUUUGCGCCUUUUACUGGAGUUAACCAUCACAAAUCUUGUGUUACAUUUGGUGCUGCAUUUUUGUCAAAUGAGAAGAUUGCAUCAUUCAAAUGGUUAUUUCAGACUUUCUUGAAAGCAAUGUGUGGGGUUGCACCAAAGCUAAUCAUAACCGAUGAGGACCAAAGCAUGAGAAGAGGAAUAGAAUCUAUAUUUCCGACCACAAAGCAUCGACUUUGUAUGUGGCAUAUUCUGAUGAAACUCCCUGAAAAAGUUGGACCCAUCUUGAGAAAUAAUGAAGAUUUUAAACCAAAGUUCAUGGCGCGUGUGUGGGGAUCAGAGACUCCAGAUGAGUUCGAAUCACGGUGGUCUUCAAUAAUUUCUGAGUUUGGCUUAGAGGAUAAUGAAUGGUUGAAAGAAAAGUAUGAUUUACGCCAAUGAUGGAUUCCAGCAUACUUUAUGGAGUUCUCCCUUGGCGGAAUAUUGCGCACAACAUCAAGAUCUGAGAGUGAGAAUGCAUUUUUCCGUCACUUCACUAACCGGAAACUUGCCUUGAUUGAGUUUUGGGUAAGAUUUGAAACCACUUUAGAAGAGCAACGACAAAAGGAGUUGCAGGAGGAUAAUUCUACCCUUCAUACCUUGCCAAUACUUCAGACUUGUUGGGGAAUUGAGGCUCAUGCCAGAGAAGUGUAUACCCACAACAUUUUCGUUGCUUUCCAACGUGAGGUGGUGGCUGCUAGGGACCAUCGCCAUGUAAAAACUAUUGAGCAGGUUGGUGAUAUCCGAACCACGAGCAUUGCCGAUCUUAGUGGCAGGAUAAGAGUGGUCUGUUACAACACUAAUACGAAAGUUGCACAAUGUACUUGUCGAAUGUUCGAGUCACUAGGCAUCCUUUGCUCUCACAUCAUUGUUGUCUUAAAGAAUGAUGGGUGUAAUGAAAUACCAAGCCAAUAUGUGCUGCAUAGAUGGACUAAAAUGGCUGCACGACAUCUUUCCUAUGAUGCAAAUGGAAAUGAGCUGGAAGGGUCAUCUACAUCCCUUUCACCUACCAUGAAGAAAUUGUACUCAGAAACAUGCUCUCAGUUCAGCUCGGCAUUGCAUGAAGCUAAACAUUGUGAGGACAAAAUGAAAUACUUCCACAAAGUUAUUACUGAUGCUCUUGCACACUUGAGGCAUACGGGGCCAUUUGACGAGCAAAGUAAAGUUCAAGAGUUUGAAUCCUUUAUUGGAACGACAUUCCCAAGCAUCAUCAAAAUUCAUCCUCCUGAUGUUGCAAACACGAAAGGUAGUGGUAAGAGAUUGAAGAGGGUUCAGAGGAGGCCAUUAGCAAAAGGAAAAAGAGCAAGUAGUGUCUGGCAAGGUUCACCAUCAGUACAUUGUUCUAGUUACCAAGUCGGACAUGACAGCUCAAACGCAUAUCCUAACCCUUGGUAGCGGACAUCCUUUCCUUUGCGCUAAAUAAUGGAUGAAAACGGCUAUAUGGAUCUGCUACACACUUCUGCUAUGGCUAGUUGAAUCUGCUGGUGCAAUAUAUGUACAGCUAGUUGAGUCUGCUGGUGCAAUAUAUGUACACCUCCUAAUGUGGUGUACCUUGGAUUGUAAUAAUAAAUUUCGGUUGCAACUCUGGUUGUGUGCUUUAUGGUAGAUUUAUGCGUAUUGUCAUGCGUACCAUUGGCAAAUCAUAUUACUGUCAUACUAUGAGCUAUCUCGAGAUGGUUGUUGACGUGUUACCUUCUAAUUUGAUUGCCGCCUUUGCAAUUUUGGUGCUGAUUUUUAUGAGCUCAAAUCUUGAUUCAUGGACUUACUAAUCAUUUAUUUUCUUUUAAUUACCUUUGCCUUCGUAAAUCAACUUGUUGAAUGUUUCUGUUGAGCACUUCCUACGGAGCAUGUCUAUUUUGUAUGUCAUCUUGGAAAAUCCAUAUUUGUGCCAUAGAGCUGUUGCCGUAUAUAUGUGUAUUGGAUCAGUUGAAUGUGUCAGCAUGAAACAAAUACAUGAUCCGUCUUUUUUUUUUUCUGUUCCAAACCUGGCAGCACAUCUUUAUUAGAGCUAGAUAUGGGACUGUUAAAAUUAUUCUGUACUUAUAUAGGGGGUUUUCUGCAAAUUUCGCGGAUGGGGCAUCCACACUUCAUCCUGUACCUACAUGUUCCAUCCAACGGCUGUGAUGUGGUUGGUGCAGCUGGAGUACUGCAUGCUUGGGAGUACAGGAUAUGCGCGCCCCUCCCGACGGCGUCUUCCGACCUCGUCACCAGCGCCAUCGUCCUCGAGGUGACAAGGUCCUCUCCGUCCUCCACCAUUCCUUUGUUGGCAAGCAGGAGCCUCACUCUCUCGCCGUGUUUCCGGUGGACGCACAUGCGCACGCACGCAAACUGCUCGAGCAAAUGACCAUAAGAGAAAACAGAGGAGGAGCAGAGCAGCACACAGGUUAGUUCUCCAGGCAGCGCACACCCAUCGUUUUUUCUCUCAGUUCACAACUAAUGCAAACUUUUCUUUCGGUGACAAGUUACAUAAACAUUACACGGAUGGAUGGGGAUUCAUCAUUUACUCACACAUAUGGAUGGGAUUGGCUUCGCCAUUCACCCCAAGCCCCCAAGGUUGGAACUUCUUUCUGGCCAAACUUUAUUUGGACCUUAGUAGUGGGAUUCAUCAUUCACAUCCCAAAUAUUAUGGUAGAAGUCAGGCACCCGUAGCUGCACCCAGCUUCACAUUGCUGACCAGUGGCUUUGAAUUCCAGGCCCCAGAGUCCUUGUUGGUGUGCCACCAGAGCUAACACAAACAUCGACACCAGAGCUAACUUGUUAGUGACCAAUGGAAUCCAUCAGUUGUACAUACACAUUAUAUAAUUCCUAGAAUAUUUACAAUCAGGAUUGCUACUAACCAAAACAUUGUGCAUAUUUUUCUUCAUUACGAACAAACUGCUCUGAUUAAUUAUAUGCAACUUCACUCUCCAGUUGCUUUAAUCAAAUCCCAAGCCUGCAGGCCCUGAUUGGUGUGCACUGCUACCUCAAAUCCCAAAACGGACAAGAGGGAAACUCCAUGAGCAUCGAUCAAGCCUGCAACCCCUUAUUGGUCAACUUCACUCUCCAGAUGCUUUAAUUAAACAGCAACCAGCGACUUUAUAUCAUGUAUGUAUACCAUGGGGUAUCCUACACCAAGAAGAACACAUACUCAUGGCAAAAGCAGACAUGGACACGCUCCAACUAGCCUGCAUCCAGGUAGCCAUAGCCUUGCUCUUGCUUACUCAAGCCAAGAGUACCACAGAGGACACAUCUGCCCUGCAUCCAAACGGUACAAUCACCAGUUGUAUUGCUGGUGAGAGAUCUGCCCUUCUUGCCUUCAGGGCAGGUCUAUCAGAUCCUGGCAACAUCCUUUCGUCAUGGAAGGGUGACGACUGCUGCCGAUGGAAGGGCGUCUACUGCAGCAAUAGAACCGGCCAUGUUGUCAAGCUCGAUCUCGGAGGCCCUGAUCACUACGGAGGCUGUGAUGAGGGUCGGCAGAUGCUAGCAGGCAACAUAAGCUCCUCGUUGCUUGGUUUACAGCAUCUACGAUAUCUCGACCUCCACUGCAACGGGUUUGACAAGAUACAGAUACCAGAGUUCAUCGGUUCUCUCCAUCAGCUGAGAUAUCUCGACCUAUCAAGCUUACUGUUCAUUGGAAAGAUACCACCGCAGCUGGGUAAUCUCUCCAACUUACAGUACUUAAAUCUUGAUAACUCAUACAUCUGUCCUUUUUGCACGUACUCCAAGGAUAUCACGUGGCUAUCACGGUUAACCUCCCUUGAGCAACUGGAUAUGACCUACGUGAACCUCAGUACAAUUGUUCACUGGGUUCCGGUGGUGAACAUGCUUCCAACUCUGAAAGUUCUUCGUCUCCCCUUUUGCGAGCUUGGAAGUAGCCCUGAUUCUCUUUUGCUCUCAAACCUGACAUCUCUUGAAACACUCGACCUUUCAGAAAACAACUUCCAUAAGAGUAGCAGGCCCAACUGGUUUUGGGAUGUAAGUAGCCUCAAGCAUCUAAAUAUCUCGGCCAAUGAUUUCUAUGGCCUGUUUCCGGAUGAGAUAGGUAAUAUGACCUCCAUUGUGGAGCUUGGUUUAUCAAAUAAUAACUUUGUGGGUAUGAUACCUUCCAGUAUGAAGAACCUAUGUAAUUUGGAGUUAUUAGGAUUUCCAUUCAACAAUAUCAAUGGGAGUAUACAAGAAUUAUUCAAUCGGUUGCCCAGUUGUUCACAGAAUAAACUACAAUGGUUAGAUGCAUCAAACUGCAGUCUGACUGGAAGCCUGCCAACUACACCAGUAGAUUCCAUAAUCAACCUCAGCCAUCUACAGCUCCGUAAUAACAGACUCGGUGGUCAUGUGCCAGUGUGGUUAGGGGAGCUCACAAAUCUAGCAAUGUUGGACCUUAGCUCCAACAACCUGGAUGGGGUCAUGCAUGAGGGGCAUUUUUCACGUCUAGAGAAGUUAUACACAUUGGAUUUGUCAGAUAACUCCAUAGCCAUCACAGUUAGUCCAACUUGGGUUCCUCCUUUUAGUCUAAGAGAAAUUUACCUUCGGUCCUGCCAGCUAGGGCCUAAAUUUCCAGUGUGGCUGCGAUGGCAAAAACAAGUAAGGGCUCUUGAUAUAUCGAACACAAGCAUCAAUGACAUGGUACCGGAUUGGCUUUGGUUUGCAGCUUCCUCAGCUGGGUUUCUCAAUCUUCGAGAUAAUCAGAUUAAAGGAGUCCUCCCAUCAACAAUGGAAUUUAUGCAUGCGCAAGAAAUGGAUUUCAGUUCUAACCAGCUUGGUGGUCCAAUACCUAAGCUUCCACUCAAUCUAAUCGGACUGGAUCUCAGUCGGAACAAUAUAGUUGGACCACUGCCAUCAGACUUUGGAGCGCCAUGGCUUGAAACACUUGUUCUAUACGACAACAUGAUCUCUGGCGGCAUUCCAUCUUCUUUGUGCAAGUUGCGAUCAUUGCAGCUGUUAGAUCUGUCAGGAAAUAAUCUCAAUGGGUCAAUAACUGAUUGUGUAGUCAAUGAAUCCGGCACAGACAUGACAAGCCUGAGUAUCAUUAAUCUAAGUUUCAGAAACAACAGCCUCUCGGGUGAAUUUCCUUCACUUCUGCAGAAAUGCCCACAACUCAUCUUUCUUGAUCUCGGACUUAAUCAAUUCUCUGGGGCUUUACCAGCAUGGAUUGGGGAGAAGCUACUGUCUUUGUCAUUCUUACGACUCAGGUCCAAUAUGUUUUAUGGUCACAUUCCUGUCAAGCUUACGAAGCUUGUUAAUCUACAAUACUUGGACCUUGCGUACAACAAUAUAUCAGGGAGCAUACCGAGAUCAAUUGGUAAUUGCACAGGCAUGAGACAAGCAAGAGGCAACUCUGAUAAUCUUCGGUAUGCCUUGAAUACUUUUUUCCAGCUUGGUGAAAAUAAACUAGUUGACUAUACUGAGAAUUUGACAGUACUCAUGAAAGGUCAAGAGCGAUUAUACACAGGAGAAAUCAUAUAUAUGGUGAAUCUUGAUUUAUCUUGUAAUAGUCUUACCGGAGAGAUUCCUGAAGAAAUCAGCACUCUUAUAGAAUUGAAGAACCUGAACUUAUCAUGGAAUAGCUUCAAUGGAAAAAUCCCUGAGAAUGUUGGUGCCUUAAUGCAAGUGGAGUCGCUCGACCUAUCACACAACGAUUUGUCUGGUGAAAUCCCUUCAAGCUUAUCGGCUCUCACGUCAUUGAGUCGCCUGAACCUGUCCUACAACAAUCUGAAAGGAAAGAUACCAGCUGGAAAUCAACUGCAAACACUUGAGGACCCCACAUCUAUAUAUAUUGGCAACCCUGGCCUCUGCGGUCCUCCUCUCUCACAGAAUUGUUCGUCAAAGCCUGAGCAAAUUCCAGGAGAAUAUCAUGGAGUUGCAAUUGACGACGUGGUUUCGUUUUUCCUCGCCUUGGGCUCUGGAUUUGUGAUGGGUCUCUGGGUGGUCUUCUGCACCUUCUUGUUCAAGAGGAGAUGGAGAGCUGCUUGGUACUCACUCUGCGACAGCUUGUAUGAUUGGGUUUAUGUGCAAGUGGCUGUUACCUGGACUUCCUUGAGAGGUAAAAAUAAUGGGUAGGAGCUGAGAUGAGAUUACCAGCUGGUUCUUGGUUUGCUCUCAUGUAAUUCAAUAAAUGUUUUUGGGAUAUAUCAUGAUUGUAUCAAUCGAUGUUCAAGUGUAUUGUACUAGAACUAUUCAGGUUAUGUAUUCAAGGUUUGUAUGCUGUUUUCGUAUUGUACUAGAACCAGCAUUGGUUCUUUGGUUUGCUGUUGAAAUGUAAUUUAAUACUCUGGAGAUUUAUCAUGAAUGUAUCAAUCGA
Messenger RNA from Aegilops tauschii subsp. strangulata, 7455 nucleotides. Its product is annotated as receptor-like protein EIX2. Lineage: Eukaryota; Viridiplantae; Streptophyta; Magnoliopsida; Poales; Poaceae. The record is from RefSeq and is a predicted model, not a curated record. Gene Ontology annotation, molecular function: protein binding.